AUGGAGCUCGCGCGAUUGCGAAACGCACUUGGCGAAGGCAGGACAUUGGAAUUGGAAAUCGACAAGCUCAGGGCACUCCUGGGUGUCCUCGAGGCCGAUGUUCGCAUCUUGCGGCAGGUGAAGCAUGAGAAGGGAAGUGAGGGCGAACUGCGUGACUGCACGGAUGGCGAGUUCAUCCUCCGCAGUCCAGAGCGUCGGAAGCGGAUGCUAUCGCAAGCGGUGAAGUCCUCUCAUGCCCUUGUUCUACCUGAGGCAGAGGUGCAGAGCCCGCCGCCGCCAAUUCUUGCCCAGGAGCCUCCCGGAAGCAAUCCACACCCGUCCGUACCGCAAGGUCUACGCUCAGUGAAGAGCGCAGUCGAACUUCAUCAACUACCAGGUGGACGGAAGCCAUUAAGUCCAAUCGCACCAUGCGUGCGUGCAACAGGAUCGAGACAUCAUUUCUCGGGAAGCAAGCCUGGUAGCCCAGGGCCGCCCCAACCAGGCAUCGCCUGGAACGCUGGUGCACGGACUCCGGAUGCCAGCCCAUCGCAACUGCCAGGCCUACCUCCAAAUACCGCGUGGGAACCACAGCGCCCUGCAAACUCAGGCCAAGCUGACCGAUCUCUGCUCUCCUCUGGCUCUUCCUUGAACCUGGCCAUCCCGAAGCGUGACCACUGUUGGUACUGUGGACAGCCAUGGCCUGAAAAGGAGCCUGCCCAAGGCUCUGGCAAUCGGGUUUCUGCAGGGCCUCUCGAGGCCGGCGCCGGGCCUUCCUUGUUCCAGCGACUCGAAGCUGCUGGAAUCGGGCCCUGGCAAAUAGCUGAGCUAAAAAGAAGUGAAGCGAGGUUGGCCGAGAUAGCUGCGGAAGCGCCUAUCAAAAGGACAAGAUAA
This is a messenger RNA of Symbiodinium sp. CCMP2592, 870 nucleotides long. Lineage: Eukaryota; Dinophyceae; Suessiales; Symbiodiniaceae. The record is from the annotation of a GenBank genome assembly.